Radiomyces spectabilis is the source of this 3059-nucleotide messenger RNA. RefSeq lists its product as uncharacterized. The transcript has 7 exons. The record is from RefSeq and is a predicted model, not a curated record. Gene Ontology annotation, molecular function: lipid binding. Bases 128 to 2686 code for a protein of 852 amino acids. NCBI's taxonomy places the organism in Eukaryota, Fungi, Mucoromycota, Mucoromycetes, Mucorales, Radiomycetaceae.
GCUAUUGGACAGGAAAUGAAUGAGAAAUCCGUACAAGGAUCGAUGAAAACGGAAACCACAAGCCAACUUUUUUUUUCUGUGUGUACUCCAAUUUGUCCAUGGCUUUACGGUGCCACUGCCUUGCAUUAUGAGAUCGCCCACCGACACGUCCAAAGUUUUAAUCCCGCAGGCCCAUUCUCAGUCCAUGUUGCAAGUGUUGGCUGGUCCCGAUCGCGACAGUGGUAUUGCCACCGAAGCCGAGUCGGAUGUGGACAACAACAAGGCGCCAGCUAUUAAAGCGUAUCCUUUUAGCGACGACGACGAUCAUGAACCCAAAGUAUCCGGCAAUGUCGCGCCGUGGACUCCGCCCGUAUUCAAAUCCAACUCUUACUACGUUAAUCAAGCCGAUCAAGCGGUGGUGGCUGUGAAACAGCUGGUCAAGGACGAUGGGUGGAAAAAAGCGCUUAAACACAAAAGUGGCGUCGUUGUUUAUAUGCUGCAAAAAUCGUCCAAGGCCAAAUCCGCCGUAUUCAAGGGCGAAACUGUCAUUCAAGGAUUUUCACCCCAGUCCGUCUUUUACGUUGUGGGCAUGCGCAAGCUGUGGGAUGAACAGUUUGACCAAGGGCACUUGAUAGAGAACCUCAACGAAACAACCUCCUUGACAUACGAAUCAUAUUAUCCGGUCAAUUCCUCAAGAGCAUACGAUGUCACGGUGGUGGAAAAAAUUGAUUGUUCCAGUGAUGGUGUGAUUGUUUUUGCGUGCACCAGUGUAGAGACCUCGCAGGCCCCGCCAGUGCCGGGAAAAAGCCGGCAUCAUAUCAAGUUGCAAGGAUGGAUAUUAAAGCCGUUGCAUACCAAUCCGCCUUCCACCAAAGUGACUUUUAUCACCGAGGAACGUGUCAAAGGGUGGAUUCCCGGAUUUACCAAAAAAUCACUGGCCCGACGUCCGCUUGUGAUUGCCGCCAUUGAUGCUUACCUCCAACGUAAAGCCGAACGAUUACGGACGCAAAUGAAAGAAACAUCCGAUGCUUCCCACCGUCGGCCAUCGUACGCUAGUUCUACAUUGCGAAAACGACCUUCCAUCCUGUCAUCGAGUCCACCUUCCCGUCCGUCUCCUUUCAGCAAUUCGCAUCCCGCACAAAGUUCACCCACCCUCGGUCCUUCAGCGCGUCGUGCUCGAUUGUCACCCCAAAGUAUCCUUAACCAUCCACCACCCCCACGAUUAUCGUCUUUGCAAGCAGCGGGGACAACCACGACCCGUCCACCUUCUUCCGAGCGUCACAUCAAAUUUGCUGAAGCGGAAAAAUCGUCCUCACUGACCGCUUCUCCUUCCAUCCCUUCCUCGUCAUUGACUCCUUCAGAGACAUUAGACGACAAGAAAAGCAAUGGAGCCACCACCGAAUCUUCUACCAGUCAUCGACUUUAUCCACCGAGUCGACAUCGUUCUGUGCGAAAGCAAUGCAUGGAAACCUUGAAACGACUGGCUUCCAGUGACCUGGAUGAAUGGAAACAGCACGGGGAACGGAAUAAUACCCAACUGUAUUCCAAAUCCGUUCAAGGAUCGGCUUUGCCUAUCCUACGUGCGGAUGGCAUGAUCGGUAAUGCAUGGAGCGCCGAACAAGUGUGUUCGGUCGUGCAAAGCUUUGGUGCCCGAAAAGUAUGGGAUGAAUUUUUCGAAUCAGGGGAAAUUGUGGAACGAUUUUCACAAAAAGAGUACUUGAUGCAUACUCAGAUGAAAAGCGUAUUCCCUAUUCAUACGCGAGACUUUGCCUUAUUGACGACGAUCGAGAGCGAUGCUAUUUCUGGGACCAUUCACGUGGCGAGCACCAGUGUAUCGGAUAACCUUGUUUUGGAAACCAAGACGAAUAUUCGAGGCCGCAUGUUGAUCUAUGGUUGGGUGUUGCAACCGGAAAAGAAUGACAUGGGUAAAUUAUUAGGCAUCAAGACAACAUUUAUAUGUCAUAUGGAUCUCGGAGGCGACAUGCCGCUACCUCCCGCCAUUAUUCGAUUACUGACCACCGAAGUCCCGGCUUGCCUGGACCAUGUUCAGUGGUACCUCCGGCAACAUGGAUGUCCUCCCUAUAUUCGACGCGUGGCGGGCAAAGUGCGAGAGGAAAUCUUUGAUUCCAAAACAAAGACCUACCGCAUCACAUACACGGCCAAGCAUGAACCUUCACGACAGCAUCAAACAAAUCGAUUGCUUUGGUGUACGGAUAUUCGCACACAUGCCAGCAUGUAUGCGAACGGGUACCACAUUGUCACGCGACCAUCGGAUGGGGUUCGUGUGGAAUUGAGGGCCGACCUGAUGGGGAUCCGAGUGUACACGGACAAAGAGAGUCUCGAUGGACAACGAGUGGAAGUUCAGAUAAUACCCAACACUGAGUGUCCUCCCGGCCAAAUCGCGCAGUUCAGUUGCAAUGAACAACCCCUGAAGUUACCUCCCGGUAUGGUCUGUGCGGGGUCGUCUGGCCCCCAAGAAUUGGAAGAAAGCGACGAUUUCCGCAUUGAGAAAAGCCAGGCGUCCGAAUCAGCACAACAAACAAUACAUAACCUUCUGCCGCAGGCACUUUCAGAGAAAUAUGUGCAGAAGGAUCACAGUGUACUUGUUAUUAGUGAAGAACUAUGGUUUACGGGUCCCCAGCUAUCGAUCAUGUUUCUAUUAAUGACCAUCUGUUACUACAUGGGCAAAUUAUCCUGUCGCUGCUGAGCAUGGAACCCACAACCAAUUCGUUCGUCCACUCAGCACAUGAAAAACCAGGAACGGAAAUCAAAGGGCCGAGUCAGCAUACACAUACCCACACAUACCCACACACGAAACCAAGAAUACGGCAUUGAAUGAGAAAACAAAAAAAAGGGACCAAAAAAAGAACCAUACAAAGAUGGAGAGACCACCUCCUUCUUCCCGUACUUCUUUAUUUGCCCAAAAAUAGCUUUCUAAGCAGAGAAAGACAGAAAAAAAGCGAGAGCGAGAGAAAGAGAGAAGUGCCCAAAAAAAAAAGAAGGCGUUUCGCUUUUAUCUUACUUUAUCGCCAUUCCCGUCUUCCCCCCCCCCCCUUACCUUUCCCUUUACCUUUGUACCA